AUGUCACAGUUGUCCGAUGAUGUGCUGCGUGCUCUUCAGAUGGGUCGAGAGCACGUGAGCUGUGUUACUGUUUCCGAUCGGUAUCUACUGUGGUGCGGUAGCAGCAGUAGGGGUCCGACGAUGCAUUUAUGGGAUUGCCGUGAUGAUGCCCCGCCCAUAGCGCCGGUGCUGCAUUUGGGUUUCACGCCAACCCUCAUCUCGCUAUUUCAGGAAAAGAUUGUGGUGGUGGGCGAGGAAGCAGUGGCACUCUUCACAUUGGAGUGGUCGCCUUUGGCCGUGGGAGACAAGGACAAGGAGGAGGAGGAGGAGGAGGAAGACGAAGAAGAACAGGAGCAGUGUGUCGUGGCAGAAGAGUUUGUUUGCAGGAGCGUCGGUACAGGAGUAACUCACGUUGCGUGGACCCCAGACGGUGCCACUGUCGCGCUUUCUUCGCCGGAGCAAAUUGUGUUGGUUGACUGCCGCGUUGGGUGCACCGUCGAGCGUAGUGAUGCUAACGGAUCGUGGCCUUGUCUCGCGGUGGACUGCAGCAGUUGGUACGGCACCCCAGGGGCAGCCUUCAGUGCGUUCAGCGCGAGUCGUCUGUUCGUCAUUUCGACGCACAACCACCUUGUGAGCACCCGCUACAACGGAGACAAUCCUGACAGCAGUGGUGGCUUCUGCUCGACAGAACCGCUUCUGGAGCGAGACGGCCACAUCCUCUCACGUGCCCACCACGUCACAUCGUUUGCAGUUGGUGGAAGUGCGGAGGGCCACCUUGUUGUAGGGACGUCCGACGGGAUGGUGAAACUGCUGCAGCAGGAGUCCCUUGAGGUAUUCUUUACCGUGGACGUGACGAAGCAGUUAUACCGCAUUUGGGAUAAAUCGCCACUUCCACCAGCAGAGGAGGGUGGCGUGCAUGUGCUCAACCUGGCGGUGGGUAACCGGCUCAUGCUGGUAGUACGCCCCGAUGCCGUUGUGUGCUACAACAAAAACUCGAUGGAUUUGCUCGUGGACCGAACGACAAUGCUCUCAGGCGAGUUGUCUGUGUUGUCAGCAUGUUCAGGAAAUGGUUCGUGGUGCGUAUGGUGUCCUCAAAAGCAGGAAUUGCUUUACUAUGCUGCUGCAGUGGAACAGCGUGGCAACGGUGACACCACGGAUGACCUGGUGCAUGCCCAAGUACCACUACCGUCACGUCUACUGGAGCCACUUUUGCUUCCCUUUAUGCAGCAGGCCUUGCCAGCUUCAGGCAGUGGAAGGAAUGCUGUCAAGAAUAUGAAGAAAAAGAAUGUGGAGAAGCCGGUGACUUUCGGUCAUCCCAUCAAGAGCAGUGGAUACGCAUCCAACGUGCCGUGGAGUGUCCAGCAGCGUGAGAAACAACUGCGUGACAAGGCACGAAAGGCGACACGGCCCCUACCUUCGGCAACUUCUGUUCCACGGUUCAAGGCAGUACCGUUGCACAAGCAUCCUUUGCAGCCCAUGACAACAGCCAAUCAACUCCUUUUAUCCUCUCCUGUUCAUCGUGCUGUUGUGGUGGCUUCCACUUUCUCAGCUUGCGGUGCUGCUCUGCUAACUUCAUCUGGCGACACCACAGCGAGCUGGCUGAAGUAUCCAGUGGUGAAAAAUGGAGGGAGCAGCAUAAUAAUGCGAGCGCACAAAGGGCCUGUGAACGCUGCAGAUGUCAGUCUUUCCAUCAACGCACCCAUGGCUGCAACGGGGUCAGCUGAUGGUGUUGUUGCAAUGUGGCAGCCUUUGAAGCGAGAGGCACCUUAUAUUAAGCAUGUGGUUGGUAAAGAAGUACGUGCUGUGAAGUUCUUCUACACCGAUAAGUUCCUCUGCUACGCUGCUGGGAACACUGUAUCCCUCUGCCGCUACGCCUUGGAUAAUGGUGGCGGUGAUCUGAAUCGCAAGCGUAAUGAUUCACGUGUGGAAUCUGUAUUGGAGUUCACUGCGGAAUCAGCUCAGUACGUGGCUGCUUUGGAUGCCAUCAACUACUUUACCUCCAACCUUCUUGUGUGGGCAGGAUCAAACAAGUCUGUUGGCAUUUACGAUGUUGCGGCUGAACGGAACAUACAGGUGGUGGAAGAGGCUCACACACGCUCUAUUCAUCAUGUUGCAAUGAUGACAGCGAGUCGGUACGCCUCCCCCACUUCGGCCCACUUACACAUGUAUCUAACAGCCGGGUUGGAUAGCACUGUCCGGUUGUGGGAUCUCCGCCAGCCGCGUCCGGUGCGGCAGCUCGCGCUACACCGCAACAGCGCAGCGCCGGUCGGUGUGGCAUUCUCUCCAAACGGUGCAUUGGUGGCAGUGGGUAGCGACAUUCGCGAAGUCUGCAUCUACGACGUGGGCUCUGGUGCGGCUCUAGACAAGGUGUCUGUGGGAGACAUACCCACCGCACUCUGUUGGCAUCCAAUAGAAAGUGUUCUCGCUGUUGGCACAGCCAAUGGCACUCUUCAGCUGCUGGGACAGCGCUGA
Trypanosoma grayi is the source of this 2451-nucleotide messenger RNA. RefSeq names its product putative WD repeat-containing protein 27-like. Gene Ontology annotation, molecular function: protein binding. The coding region runs from base 1 to 2451 and encodes 816 amino acids. The transcript has a single exon. Lineage: Eukaryota; Euglenozoa; Kinetoplastea; Trypanosomatida; Trypanosomatidae. The record is from RefSeq and is a predicted model, not a curated record.